Molecule: messenger RNA, 6609 nt
Organism: Cladocopium goreaui
Lineage: Eukaryota; Dinophyceae; Suessiales; Symbiodiniaceae
Source: the annotation of a GenBank genome assembly
AUGCCUUUCAAUCGAGGCCUCUUCGGUGCCGCCAGUGGCAGCUCUGCAGGCCCACAAGUAGUGGCAGCCUCUUUGGUGGGGGCACUGGCAGUGGCUUGUUUGGAGCUUCUUCGGGCGCAGGUGCAAGCAGCAGUGGUGGCUUGUUCGGCGCUGCUGCCGCUAGCAGCGGAGGAGGCCUCUUCGGUGCCGCCAGUGGCAGCUCUGCAGGCCCGCGACCUGCUGAACACUGUAGUGGCAGCCUCUUCGGUGGGGGCACUGGCAGUGGCUUGUUUGGAGCUUCUUCGGGCGCAGGUGCAAGCAGCAGUGGUGGCUUGUUCGGCGCUGCUGCCGCUAGCAGCGGAGGAGGCCUCUUCGGUGCCGCCGGUGGCAGCUCUGCAGGCCCGCGACCUGCUGAACACUGCGUGUAGUGGCAGCCUCUUUGGUGGGGGCACUGGCAGUGGCUUGUUUGGAGCUUCUUCGGGCGCAGGUGCAAGCAGCAGUGGUGGCUUGUUCGGCGCUGCUGCCGCUGGCAGCGGAGGAGGCCUCUUCGGUGCCGCCAGUGGCAGCUCUGCAGGUAGUGGCAGCCUCUUCGGUGGGGGCACUGGCAGUGGCUUGUUUGGAGCUUCUUCGGGCGCAGGUGCAAGCAGCAGUGGUGGCUUGUUCGGCGCUGCUGCCGCUAGCAGCGGAGGAGGCCUCUUCGGUGCCGCCAGUGGCAGCUCUGCAGGUAGUGGCAGCCUCUUCGGUGGGGGCACUGGCAGUGGCUUGUUUGGAGCUUCUUCGGGCGCAGGUGCAAGCAGCAGUGGUGGCUUGUUCGGCGCUGCUGCCGCUAGCAGCGGAGGAGGCCUCUUCGGUGCCGCCAGUGGCAGCUCUGCAGGUGGCAUGGGUGGCAUCCCAAACGCUCAAGAGGCACAACUGAUUUGCAUGGAGCUUGCCAGGAGGAUGGAGGAACUUUAUCCUGUUCUUGGCCGAGCUGCUGGAGACAGACAGAGCGCUGCUAUGGCUGCGGCGCAGGGCGGCGGAAUGCGCUGGUCUGCUGGCAACUUCUUGGCUUACAGCUAUUCCUUCUCUGCGAAUCUCCAAGCGCUUGCACAAGCCAAUAAUCCACAGGCAUUCAAUCCGAUGCAGCACGUGGAUCAGAUGAAGUGGCUUCAGGCAUUGCAAGCAAAUCCAGAUCCGAACUCCUGCUAUCCUGAAGCUAUGGUGGGCCUACCUGCUCUAGAGCAGAGGUUGCAGCAGCAGCAGAAGGCGGUGGAAGACCUGGGAGCUGCCUUGGAGGAGCUUCGAUCUGGAAUGGGAAAUCUGAAAGACCAUUUACAGGCACAGAGCUCCCAAAAGCUGGAGGAGUGCAGACAGCGCCAGCAGCGCUUGCAACGGCAACUCUUGCAGGUAGUUGUUGGGCUGGAACGUCGUGCCUUGCAGACUGGGGCGGCUCGCAGGGCUCCUCAGGAAGAGGCUCAGCUCGAGUCCCGCUUGGCCAGAUUGGAGGAGGUUUGUUGCGCUCCAGGAGGUGCCCGGGCACAAUUGGAGGAGCUGUCAGUCCAGCUGCGACAGCUGCUGCAGCUUCCAGGCGGCCCCAGUGCUUUGCUCGCUGGAGAUGAUUGCAAGCUGGCCCUCGGAGAGGGGACACCAGAUGUUAGUGGAUGCUGGGAGAAUCGGACGUUUGAAGUGUGUUGCGUGAAGUGGGAUAGCGGCAUCUUGCCGGGACAGUCUUGUUGGCCUGAGUCGAUCUUGGCAAAUGAAUACGAGAGAUGCUGCGUCGCUAAACCUGAUCGACCUCCAAGAUCCUUCUUCUCGUGUGUGGGCAAAGGUGUCUUCUGGGAGCGCUUGCGUCAGACCUUGUCCCUCUUUCAGUCGUUUCAGGUGUUGAAUGACACUCCUCUAGAUAAAGCUGAUCCAAAGGAAUGCCUUUUGGGUGGCGUUCUGGCCAGUAUGAUCAGACUUAUCCAUGUCACUACUGUAAACAGAUCGAUUGAAAAGAAGAGCCGGGACUACGAUCGUGCCGAAUAUUUGCUGAAAGUUUUAUUUACUAGCCCAGUGACCUUGGAAGAGAUUCUUGCUUCUGGCUGGCCCUUAUUCUUGAGUCUGGAUUUCUUUCGCUGGGAUUCUGGUUUCCAAGAAUUCGCGAAUCAGCGUAUGCCUGGGAUAAUGGCAGGAGACAGAACCAUGCGCUGGAGCAACACCUUAACCAACACAAUCCAGGGUGAGUCGAGUGGUCGAAUCCCUACUGACCUCGUUGUGAAGCUCACUAGCAGUGUGGCCAGAUCCCAUGAGGAAGUCUUGUGGCAACUGAUGCCAGUUUUUACUGCACUCACCGCUUAUCACAAUCUACGGCUGGAUUUACCCCGUGCAUCGGACCAACUCCCAGCACUGGGUAUGGAGGCAAAACGACUGGUGCAAUUUGCAGAUGCCGAGCUGAAAGCCUGGAUAUCUCUUUUCACGCAUCCCUUCUCGCUGCUGAUCAAGAUGGAGGUUCCAUUGGUCAAUUUGCUGCAGGCUUUGUCUUGGCCUGCGGUAGUCUUGACCCGCCCAGGGACUUAUAUGACAGACACAAUUCACUUCCCUGGCUCGCGCCUGGCUAGCAUUGUGUCUGAAAGAUUCCGGAAACACUCAGACUUGCCAUUGCUGGAACAACACCUUCACCCUGGCUUUGACGCUGCAAGUAAUAUGGUGAGAACCACCGAGCAGCCAAUGUGCUAUGCUCCAGGCUUUUUGUUUGUAGUUUUGGCUAUGGCGGCCCACAGCAGCUGUGACGGUGGGACACAGGUGUGCACUCCAUGGCCUUUUCCAGUACAGGUGUGGGACAUUGGCGCAAGCUAUGGUGACUGCAUCUUGUGGGCAGCCUCAAUGCUUCUGAAACAUUGGAACGGGCCCAGGCUUGAAAUGCGAGGUUUUGAAGCACUGCCCUCAGCGGCGGCUGCUUUCAGGCGGUCAGCAGAAGGUCUAAAGAAGGCUUGGGGAGUGCAAAAGACUGACAGAGGGGACAAGGGUCCGCAGGAUUCCACACAUUCUGUUGAAGUCAUUGUUGAAGAAAUGGCAAUGCGAGACGCACCUGGACAAAUACAAAUAUCAUUUCCCAGUCACUCCAUGGCACUGGCAACUUUCCAUAGAUGCAAAGAACGAUACAGUGAAGCAUCCAACAAUCUCUACUACUGCGUGGAGCGGUCGACAACUGCAGAGACGCUCGACACAUACAUUUCUGGCCUUGCCUCGGAAGGCUCUGUCAGACCCGUUGAUGUAUUGAAAGUUCAUGUCCAAGGAGACGAGCUUUUUGUUCUACGAGGAGGAAGAAGAUCCUUGAGCAAGAAUAGGGUGUGCGUGCUGCACAUGAACCUUGAGACACUUUCACUCCGUACGGAUGAUGCCCAAACCAUGGAACUGAUGGCAGAUGAAGUGCUUCAAAUUCUUGAAGGCUUUCAAGGCGUGCUGGUAAGUCUGUGGAGCCAACAGCCAGCUACCAGGGAAGCUGUGAAGUCCACCAUUGUGAACAGUCGAAACCCAGAUAAAGUGGCUUGGAGGCCACCUGAUCCCAAAAACCCGCCAAAGGCUGACGAGCAGCGCCAUGAGUUGGUCGCAUGGAGAGAGGAAGGCGCGCAGAGUGCAGAGAGCUCGGUGUUGCGAGUGACCGCACAACAGGGAGAGUUGUUGGAGCUCUUGAGCGAAGAUCUGGCCCGACGGCGGCGGGAUGCUUCGCAGCUGGAAGCGGCCUUGGGCAUGCGAGGAGGUGCAGUUGCUCGGGCGUCUCCAGGAUUGCUCCCAGGCGACUUGAGCAACACCUGCACCGAUGCCCACAGGCUUUCCACUUCCGUCGAGACAGAAAGUCUCAACCAGCCCUUCAAUGGCAUCAAACAUGAGAGGGUUCAAUCGCUGCCAAUGGCAGAGCAAGACAGACUGUACCGGAACACAACAGGCUUAACGGAUAGGCAUGGACGGGCAUAUGAUCGAAGAUACCAAGUCAAGGACCGAGACUGGAACACAGCCGUGCUGACAGAGGAACAACAAGAAAUGAUUCGGAAAUUGGUGAAGUGCAAGAAAUCCCUGGACUGGGAGAGGGCUCUUGAAAUCUAUCAGGCGCUGCCAGAAAAUGCUGGCGAGGAGUGGCAGCCAGUUUUUCGAAGUGUUUUGCAUUGUUUGUGCAAGGCCUUGCGUUACCAGGAGGCAAAGCAAGUCUUUCAGCGGCUCCCGGUGAAAGACACUCCUGCGUAUAAUUUCAUGCUGUUGAUGCUGGCACGGCUGCAGCAUUUGGAGGAAUUUGAUAGAGUUCUUGGAGAUAUGGAUGCCGAAGCAGUGCCUCGAAAUGCAAUUACAUACUGUCACAUCAUGACUAGCUGCGCUACCAGUCAUAAUUGGAGUGAAGCGUUAAGCUCCUUGGGGAGUUUGAAGGCAGAUUCCACACUUCAUGAUGGUUCAAACUGGGCUGUGGCCUACCUUCUUCCAAUGAGUGCCUGUGCUCGAGCAAAACAGCGACUGAAGGUGGAGGAGCUGUUGAAGGAAUAUCGGAGCAGUGGCAAGGGCACGCCGCAAAGAAAUCACUACAAUUGCCUGAUUGUUGCGUGCGGUUCUGACUGGGAAGCAGCUCUGAAAGUGUUUCAGGAUCUCCGCGCAGAAGGAUGGAGGCCUGCCAGGCCAGACUGGCAUGCACUCAUGAGGUGCCACAUGGAUUUUCAGGAACAGCGCAAGGUCUUUGCGCAAAUGAGGCAUGACCUUCCUGAUGCACUGCCUGAAGAGGCUUGGGGCAUUCUGCUUCGCACAGCUAUUCUGAACGAUGACCUUGACGCGGCAGACUGGGUGUUGCAAGACAUGCGUGAGAAUGGCUGUGACCCAGAUUCACCAAGAGCUCAAGCGGUGCCUUUCUUGAAGCGAGCAAUUUCUUCGUGGAGGGCACGUCAAAAAGAUGCCCAGCUACAGACUGCCUGGGAAAGCUAUUCCCCAAGCAGCCUAACCGCGUUCGAAUCAUUCCAGAAUCGGGAGGGAAGCACAAAGUCGGAAUCAACACUGCCAGUUUCAGCUGCCAGUGAACUGCCACGCGGUUGGCAAUCCACAAUUGACCCCAAUACCGGGCAGCCCUAUUACUGGCGAAUUGAAGAUCCAGCCGGAACAACGACUUGGGCCCGCGAGCUCUUCACAAACAUGGGUGCAGAGGAUCAGCGUCGAGUACUGCUCGCAGCCCAGAACUCUGGACCUCUCAACAUUUUCCGUGAACCCAUGGAGAUGUUCAAAUUCAGAGUCUCAAUCAAUAAAGAGCGCGAAAAGGAGAUUGCCGAUCGCAAAGGUGGGGAGUUUGUAGCAAAGGAAGCUGCAGAGUAUGAGGCCCACUCCUCUGGAAGUUUCUCUGUGGAACCUCCGCAUGUCAGUGAAGAUGCUACAGUCAAGGCUCCGCAGAUGUUGCUGAACUUGAUUGUCGGAGGCUUGGGCACUGGCAUGUUGAGUCUUCCCUGGGCCAUGGCCGGAGCAUCCAUACUGGUUGGUGCAGUCAUCAUAGUGCUUGUCAUUGGUGUGAACUUAUGGACAAUCAUGAUUCUGGUUCAUGCAUCCGAAAGGUACCAGGUUUUUGACUUGGGUGCCUUACUGGGUAAGCUCCCUGGCAGACUUGGUCCAGGCAUGCAGACGUUUGUGAACCUGAUGGUCUGGAUCGUGCUGUAUGGGAGCUUGCUUAGCUAUAUCAUUGGCAUUUGCGACUCUGCACAGCCCUUUAUCCAAGGGACCUUUUUCGAGCAGCGAUGGGCCCUUGCCGGCGCAGCUUGCCUGAUUGUCCUUCCACUUUGCUUUCUCGAUCAGAAAUACUUAUCUUUUUCCUCCGGUGCUGCAAUCAUUGUGAACUUGUACUUGAUGAUUUUGGUAGGUGUGGAGUUCUUCGACAGACUUAGACUUGACAGGGAUAACCUGCCGCACAGCAUCUGUGAAUUUGGAUUGGCCAAGGGUUCAGUGACCAUGGCCAGCACCAUGAUGCAGAGCGUUAUCAUACAGAUGUGCGUAUUGCCGAUGUACAAGGAACUCGAGAAUCGAUCACCCGACAAAUUCGGCAGGAUUCUGCUGAUGGCCUUUUCUACUCUGGCAGUGCUUUUUAUUUUCCUUUCUGUUGCUGGAUAUGUUGCUUUUGGGCCAACUGUGAACAGCAAUUUAUUAGUGUCGUUGCCACACAAUACCGCUAUGAAUGUGGUACAAGCCGGAAUGAUCAUUGUGUUGGCUGCUGUUUAUCCUGUCAUGAUGAUCGCAAUGACAGCGCCAGUGAAAAACCUCCCGUUGGAGCGCUUUGGUGCCGGGCCGGGUGCUGCACGCAAGAAGUCUUUGGCAGUUGCAGGCCUGACGGUCUUUUUUGUGGCCGCCUCGUUCGUUCCUGCGCUGAAGGUGAAAUCACUGGGUCUGGUGAACGUGCUGGAUGGUGCUUUGUGCUUGCUCGUUUUCACUGCCAUGGCUCCUGGGUUGGUUGGCCUGCUGUUACUUGGACGAGAAGGCAAGUCUUGGAGGCUGGCCAUGGCUUUGCUCCUUCUCUUUGGACUUGUUGGAGCAGCGGCUGGCUUUGUCUUCACUGACAACGAGUACGAACUUCUUGAAAAGGCUUGUAGGGUUCCAAGCUCGCAUAAAGCCAGCCUGCUGGGCGCCUGGGAACCGCGGCCACAGAUUUAUUUGUGA